AUGGAUCAUCUGAAAUUUAGUUCUUUAGCUCUAUCAGAAAUAAACUUUCUGCAUGAGUCAUCCUUUGACUUGAUAGACCACUCUUGGUUCUUAUUAUUUGGGCGCAAACAGGGUCAAGAAGAUGAGGUUUAUAUGCCAACAGAUGGGAAUGAGUUAGAGUCCCAAUGGUAUGUGGAAAAGGUUAUACAAAUCCCGAUACAAAAAAAAGACCUAAUAAAUCAAGAAGGUCUAAAAAGGAGAAUUGACCUAACAAAAGUAACUCAGAAGGACAUUUGUAUACUCGGCAUUCUAGAUCUGUAUCAUUUGAAACAAGACGAGAAGACCAAUAACGAAGUGACAGGAAAAAUACUUACUCAAUUGAUUCCCUUAGCUUUAAAAUAUUUAAUCAAGUACAAUGUACCUUAUCAUCAUACAUCGUCUCAAGAAGGUAUCAAUAGCUUAAAGGGCUAUCAAAUCGAAAACCAGAUCCAAAUAGGCAAAGAAAUCAUUCUUGAAUUCCUAAAAGAUAAGGUGAAAAUCGAGGAUAUGAAUGAUAGAUAUCAAAUUCUCAUACCACAUAACAACAUGAAUCCUGAUUAUGAUGAAUUUCAGUUAACUGAUAUGAAAGAUAGAGAAGUAAAUAUCCAGGAGUAUAAUAAUAAUGCCAUAAAAAAAUUACUCGAGAAGAUUAGUCGAAUGAAAAGGUUCUUGAAAAAUUAUGACACUAAUGACAAAUCCUUUUCUGCUACGCAAGACGUAAUUCUCCGGAAGAUAUCAAUGCUUGUAACACAAUUACAAAGAGGUGGAACAAGUGAUAUGAACUACUUACUAGACAACAAGAUUAAUGAAAUCAAACUAUUGGAAAUUUCGUGUAAGCAGUGGGAAAUUUCGAAUACUUUAAAAAAAUAG
Saccharomyces mikatae IFO 1815 is the source of this 888-nucleotide messenger RNA. It is a transcript of the gene CSI1, whose product is annotated as Csi1p. The transcript has a single exon. The record is from RefSeq and is a predicted model, not a curated record. Lineage: Eukaryota; Fungi; Ascomycota; Saccharomycetes; Saccharomycetales; Saccharomycetaceae. Bases 1 to 888 code for a protein of 295 amino acids.